CCGCCACUUCUCGCUAAAACCGAUUCAAAACUAGCAGCGUUUGAAGCUCAGUCAAGCAACGCUCACCGGCAGCUGUCGGAGCUUGUUUACAUACGCUCUUGGGUGAAUCCAGGGCCGAAACUAACGGUGCUGAGCCAGUCAUGGGGAUCUGCGAGAGCUGCUUCAAAGGUUCCGGCGCCGACAUAGCUGAAUCCCAAGGGCUUGACGCGACCGCGAAGCGGCAACAGAUGGCCGAGGCUGCCGAACGAAGACUGAAGGAGCAGGAACACCGGGGAAUCAAGGAACCUGAGAAAUUCAGGCGGCAGCAACAAAAGCGAGACGAGCUCGAACAAAUUGCGGCCACAGCUCCGGGCGAAGCGAAUUUGCGGUGGCAAGUUCGAUGAGAACUCGGCACACAACUUAAUUACCACAUGUAAAAAAAGAAAAAGAAGAAUCGUGUUAACCGGAGAAACUAUGUUUUGAGUGUUGUGCUAAUGUGCGUGAAUAUUCCUGUAUAACUUUCAAAUCGGAAUAAAUGUUGCUGUACAGAGAAAAAAAAUAACAACAAA
Messenger RNA from Rhipicephalus microplus (southern cattle tick), 548 nucleotides. RefSeq names its product small VCP interacting protein (gene Svip). Lineage: Eukaryota; Metazoa; Arthropoda; Arachnida; Ixodida; Ixodidae. Gene Ontology annotation, cellular component: endoplasmic reticulum membrane. Gene Ontology annotation, biological process: negative regulation of VCP-NPL4-UFD1 AAA ATPase complex assembly; negative regulation of retrograde protein transport, ER to cytosol; positive regulation of autophagy. The record is from RefSeq and is a predicted model, not a curated record.